AUGAACUCCACUUUUUCAUCACUCUCCCUUGAUCCCGUUGAUGAUGUUGCCUUAGCAGAUUUAUCUAUCCUCGUGGUGGAUGUUUCACGUUCUGUUGGGGGGAAAGAUGUGAGGAGUGGUUGGAGAGAGAAGACUUUGCAGUUUAUUCUAGAGAUUUUCAUAAAGAACCAGUACUUAUCUCUGGUCGUGAGGAGGAUUAUUAAGAGAGAGAUCUCCAUUAUGAAGAUAGUGAGAGAUCCCAAUAUUGUGAAACUGCAUGAGGUUUUGUCAAGCCAUACAAAGAUAUAUAUAAUACUGGAAUUUGUCACUGGAGGGGAGCUUUUUGACAUAAUUGUAAGCUCUACUUUUUGAUAAAAGUACUUUUUGACAGAAUUGUAAGCCAGAGGAUACUUUCAACAACUUAUUGAUGCAGUUGCCCAUUGCCAUUCCAAGGGUGUCUACCAUAGGGAUUUAAAGCCUGAAAAUCUCCUUCUUGAUUCCAAAUAAAGGCUAAAGGUUUCAGAUUUUGGACUCAGUGCACUCCCAUACAUUUUCCAGGGUGUUAAGCUUUUAUAUACCCCUGGUGGAACCCCAAAUUACAUCGCACCAAAGGUUUUAAGAAAAUGCGGAUAUGAUGGUGGGGCUGUUGAUAUCUAGUCAUGUGGAGUUAUCAUGUAUGUCCUGUUGACCGGAUAUCUUCCAUUCGAGGAUUUAGAUCUUCCAACUUUGUAUAAAAAGGUCAGUGUUGCAGAGUUUUCAUAUCCUUUCUGGUUUCCUUCUGGUGCGAAGUCAUUACUAGACAAGAUUCUAGAUCCCAACCCUCAAACUGUGUGUAUAUGUAAUAACAUUGUACUUUCAAAGUAUUGUGUGUCAUUAACAUGCGCGUUGUAA
Lactuca sativa (garden lettuce) is the source of this 870-nucleotide messenger RNA. The record is from RefSeq and is a predicted model, not a curated record. Lineage: Eukaryota; Viridiplantae; Streptophyta; Magnoliopsida; Asterales; Asteraceae.